CGCAUUAACGCCGUUUUGCGCUAAGAUCCUAAACAAAAUUUUCAUUAAAUUUUUUCGUAAGCGAUCUUAAUGACUACUCCGUUCUCCCAGUCUAUUUUUGCUCAGUCUCUUUUCGAAGAGAAUCCAGCAAAGAAUGCAGAAACCAUUGAGUCAUCGACUCAAACUUCACCAUUGUUUUCGAAUAGACAGAAAGAUGUAUCUGGGGAUUUACGACGCUCUAAAACCACUUCAGAUAUUCAUCCAGUCGCGUCCUCAUUAGAAGAUGUAAACCCAAACGCGUCUGCUUCGUCAAAAUUGCUUCCUAUUCAAGAAAUACCAAAACAACAAGAGCAUUCAACGCCUCCCCCUUGUGGCUACUGGAAACACCCUGUGGUUGAUACCGUUUCCAAACGUCUUCAUGAUCAGCUCCCUACCGAUCGCACUUGGAGCCGCAUGAUUUCUAAUCUUUUUGCUCUCGUUUGCUUCCAGUUUUUAAAGUGUUUUCUUCCCAAAACGAAUUCAAUUAGGUUUGCUUCUUGGGCACUUCAGUUUUUGCUGGUUCUUAACAUCCUGGAGGCUUUUUGGCAAUUUAUUCGUCCUCGCCCUACUUUUGAUGAUUUGAAACUAUCUCCCACUCAAAGGAAGCUUUUGGGCUUACCGCCUGCUGCUGAUUCGACCCCCAGUCUCAUGGCAAACCCUAGCUUUCAGCGACCUAGUAAAACGUCGGUUUCAAAAACUUUUCCUUCACAACGUAGUACUACUUGGGCUUAGGAUUUCUUUCUAUACCUAUAACUUCCUUCUAUUUAAUCAAAAUUUAAUAUGUUGAAUGUGCGAAAAGGGUUCGCCUUCUAUUUUCUACUUUGCGUCGUUCUUUUUAUGUUACUCGCGAUCUGUCAAUCGCAUGCCGAUUCCAAUUUAUGUCUAAAUGUUCGUAAUUUAGGGUCUUGUAAUAAUUUUCUCAAUUUAUCAUUUAUUAUUGUUUCUUCUGAUUAUAAGCUUUUAAUAACACUCUUUUACUUGAACUUGUUUUCUCCUAGGUCAUCUUCCUACUAUGCUAAUAAUUGAUUUUACAGAUUUUCACGUUUAUUAUUCUCACGGUUAUAAGAAUAAAUAUCGAGUGGAAGCAAUAACUACAGUCGUAAGAUUGUAUACGGUUAUGGGACUCGGUUGUACUAUGCAUAUAGAUGAUAGUAAUGUUCAGGGAUCUGGUUAACUAUUUUGAAAGUAGGAAGACGAUCUUAUUAGCCGCGCCAGUCAAUAUUUAUUGUCAUAAACCGUAAGAGUAACAAACGUGACAAAUUAUCUUCCAAUUUAAUUGUAAGUUCCUCUCGCUUCGAUACUGCUGUCACUGCUUUCGCUACUCCAUUCCUCAUCAUCAUCUGGUAGAUGAAUUCUGGGCAACUUGGGAUCAUAAACUGCAUAGGCUAGAUCAGGUAGCAAAUGCCCGAAGAAGGAGGCCUGAAAUUGUUUAGCCGCAGCCAUGUCUUGGUGUACCUGUGAAAUAUCCACUGGUCCCUCAUUAGUAGGGUCUAUCAAGCCUGAGAAAGUGUCAUUGACUACAAACUUAUAUCCCCAGUAACGUCACUUUCAUAAUUGCUUAUUCCCAUGUGCUGUAAUAGCGCCUGGUGCGUCAAAGUGCCUUGAGGAGUGUUAUUAGGAAUGAUUACGUUGUCUAACAGUUUGUAUUCGUUGCCUGGACGUGUCAUAACCGAAGUAUCAGUGUGGCAGUGGAUAGGAUAGUUCUGACAGAAAACACGGUGAAAAAAUUGGAUAGCUAUAUACGUUACAGCAAAUGCUUGCGCAUAAAUAACUCUGAUAUCAUUUACUAAUUGAUUAAGGAUCUAUACUAAAUACAAAUCAGGUUUCUUUAUAACACCAUCCGUAUCGACCUUCACAUCCCAGCUACUAACACCGGAAAUGCCGUGCUUACGAAUCUUAAUCUUUUGCUGAUUGACACCGAUUAAAAUGAUACGUUCCACCUUAAGAUGCUUCAUAGACUCUGCAUAUCGUAUGCCUGAUUGAGGAUGUGGAUGAGUGUCUAAUACAUCCAGUACACCAUCCUUGAAAGUAAUUUUCCGCGAGAUAUAAGCACCCUUUGUAUAAUCAAAUGAAGUUCCAUCAUCCAUAUACAGGUCACCAGUGGCUGAUCCCGUUUUGCUAGACACUGCAAUGUACAAAGUAAAAGGAUCGUUUAUAGUCAGUUCGGAAGCGCGUCGUAUACGUUCACGGGUGACCAAAAUAUUACCUCCUCGUAAUAAAAUAGGAAUUUUUCCAAGGGGAGCAGGAACAACGUGGUGACCUUUUCCGUUUAUUUCAUUAAAAUCAUAGAAAUCAUAAUAUGUUUCAUCAUCCGCAAUAUAAACGGCAGUUUUAUCAAUAGAAGGUUCCAGUAUCGGCUUUAUGAGUAAUCCUGAAUCAC
Schizosaccharomyces cryophilus OY26 is the source of this 2398-nucleotide messenger RNA. Its product is annotated as nucleoporin Pom34. The transcript has a single exon. Lineage: Eukaryota; Fungi; Ascomycota; Schizosaccharomycetes; Schizosaccharomycetales; Schizosaccharomycetaceae. The record is from RefSeq and is a predicted model, not a curated record. Gene Ontology annotation, cellular component: nuclear pore transmembrane ring; nuclear outer membrane. The coding region runs from base 70 to 750 and encodes 226 amino acids. Gene Ontology annotation, biological process: protein import into nucleus; spindle pole body duplication.